AUGUCGGGCGUGGGUAAAAGGACUUACCUCCGCGAGGUAAAUCCCUAUCUUAUUUGUCCGUUGUGCAGAGGUUACCUUAUAGACGCGACCACCGUCGUCGAGUGUUUGCAUUCGUUUUGCAGAAGCUGCAUCCUCAAGCAUCUCAACACAGAAGCUCAUUGUCCCUCUUGCAAACAUGUUCUCAACAAAGCCAAACCGAACAUCAAAGCGGACAAGGCGUUGCAAGAUAUCGUGUACAAAUUGGUCCCAGGAUUGUAUCACAAAGAAAUGCGGAAGAGAAGAGAAUUUUACAAAAAGCAUCCGGAGCAUGCGGACUUGGCCACUCCGGAACAACGCGGAGAAGACGUGAGCGGGAGGUUAAUCUUCGCUCCAGAGGACGCGGUUAGCUUAAGUUUGGAGUAUCUUCCACCCGGAGCGGACCCCUUGACCAUCCUACUUAGCCCCAACGACGACGCCAGCAACUCGAAUUUACCCAACAAUCAAAACAACACCGGCAACAGUAACAGUAAUAAUACCAACAGCAAAAGCACCGGCAACCACAACACAAACACGACGAGCAACAGGCGAUACCUGCAGUGUCCGGCGCUGGUGACCAUUGCACACUUAAAAAAAUUCCUAGCUUUGAAGUACAGCGUCGAUAUGACGAGAUACACCAUCGAAAUCUGUCAUCGACGUGCUCCACUUCCGGAACACUGGACUCUCAUGGACGUGGCCUACAUUUACGCGUGGAAAAGGAACGCACCUAUGCGAUUUUUCUACCGAGUGGCGCUAGAGGAGCAAAGAUUAGAGGCACCUCCUCACGACAGGCCUUCCACGCCAGGUUUAGGCGCCAGUUUGCCUCCCGUCGACGUCACAGUUAACACACAGGGCAACGCCAACGCGGAUAAUCGCGAGAAGAGUGCAGAACCUAGGGCACAAGUGGACCGAACGAACGAAUCUCAGAAGAAACCAGCCGCAGUGGACAAUCAGAGCGAAGUCUCGAGCAGGAAAGCACGUUCUCUAAGCGAAAUCAAGGACGGACAAUCGUCGACUAACGUAGCAACGUCGGCAACCUCUACGUCGACGACUACUUCGAUAGCUUCGACGACUAGCACAACGACGCCGACCAAUACAGUUGCCUCUACCGGAUCGAGUAGCGAGAACAAACUGGUUAAAACACCUAUUAAGAUACUGAAGAACUCGGACGGAAGGUACGAAGUCCUGAGGAGUCCUCCAGGAAGUUGGAGUUCGAAAGAGCAGAGCGUAACGAGUACAGAAACGAAGCCUUCCAGUCCGGAAUUCAGCGUCGUGAGCAUAGGCAGUGGACAAAAUUCUAACGGAGUGAAGAUCACGUUGAAACAGUGUACACCGAACAAUCCUUUGAGUCCAACGAAGCCGAAAGUUAUCAGCAACGUGUUAUUGCACUGCGGACAAAUGGAGAAGGAGGCCCCUGGAACGGUGGUACUUCAGCAGGUUCCGAGGGAGAAACCGCCAGUAGUGGAGAAACAGGAAAAGCAGAGAAGGAGGGUAACCUUUGUGGAACGAUCUACUCCGGAGAAGAUUGCUACUAGCAAUGCGUCGAAAGCAGCGCAGAAGAAGCCGGGAGAGCAACAGGAGAAGAAACAGUUCCUUCAGGGUUUCCAGUUAACGGCGAGGGAGACGGCACCGGACACGUCGUUGGAAUCUACUUCCAAGUUCAGUUUCGAGACGAGUGCCAGUAGUGAAACAACUGAUACGCACAUUAAGAGCAACGCAAAGGCGAAAAAGGAGGAUAAUGUUGUGCCAGAGACGUCGAGGAAAACAGACGAGGGGAAGAACAAGAGCAACGGGGAGAAUAACGGUGUAAGUGCGAGUAAAAGGGUGGCAACGACGGGUGGAAUUGGCGGAAAUACGCGAGUGAACCUGAAUAAACAGUGCAGUGACGUAGAUCCGUGCUCGUUUGGUUAUCCGAAGAGCUCGAACGCUGUGAACAUCAACGCAAAUAGCAACGCCGCGAAGGUGGAUGUGUAUACAUUUUCCAACGAUCCACCGCCGGUUGUUCCAGCUGGAGCAGUGAAGAGAAAAUGCCCACCUGGAUUACCGAUCUUCGAUGUCAAGCGGAAAAGACAGCAGCCGGCUCAAACUCAGGCUGCAAAGAAGCAAGCUGCUGCUGUGCAAAGUAACGCCAAGUCACCUAGGAAACUGGCUACGGAACACGUUGUCCCAGCGAAAAGACCCGCAACUUUGGUCGGAGAACCUGGCCCAAGUAGAACACCCGCUACACCAACUUCUAAACCCUCUUCCAGUCCGAUACUAUCGAACGACACCAGAAAUAUAUUAGACGGUUGUGGAUUGAACAUCCCUGCAAGCCUCAGUAUAACCUUAACAGCGCCAAAAUCACCCGGUAGCAGCGGAGGAUUUCCAGAACCGAACGAUUCCAAAGAUAAUCGAAAGAACACGCUAGGAAAAGUUAGUCCCAGUAUCACUCUCAACGACAGAUCCGUCGAUCCAAGGGUACUGAAAGCCUUGAAGGCUGGACAGAUUAGAAUGCCAGCCCCGCCGAAACCGAGACAAACCAAACAAGAACGAGAAGCGAAUCAACCAAGAUCAGCACCGCUUAGUAAGAGAAAAAGAGAGCAAGAAUCGAGAGAUAUUCUGGACCUGAGCGGAGGGAAGAAGGUGGAUAUACAUCCGCUGAGAAUACCACAGCCAGUGACGAAAUUAAAAGCGAAAUCGACUAUCAGAGAUAACAUGCCUAGCAUGUCGGAUCAGGGGCAACUUGUAACGUUGGUCGGAGGGCAUAGAUACUACAGAGCACCGCCUGGAUCUUUGACUCCAGCAGCGCAUAGAGUGAGCGAUUGCCCGCUUCCUGCGCCAUCGAGAACUCCAGUCUACGCUCCAGGACUUUCCAGUCCUUUGAACAACAACAGAUCGAACACCAAUCUAUCGUCUGUAUUUCCAAGUCUGCAGAGUCUCUAUGCUCUGAGUCAAGCACCGAAUCUCCAACAGUUCCAAAUGGACGCGAGGCUCAGGCUACCUCGAGGAACAGAGGCCAACUCCACCAACAUCCCCAUCAGCGAGAACCGAAGUAUAACUAGCAAUAUACCGGGGAAAAGUCAUCUAGCUGCUCAAUGUCCACCGGUGAAACCAGCCAGAUCAUCCGUAGCGCCUCUAGCUGUUCCGAUAACCAAGCAGCAACCAUCCAACGAUAAAUCUGCCUGCGUAAACAGGUCUGUCGCCAACGAGAUCAACAAGACACCCGCAUUUCGUAGUAACGAGCCUCUCGAUUCCACCGAAUCUGCUAAACAACUGUCCGUCCAAACGAAAUUCUCGCCAGCUGCGGAGAGUAACAACCGAUUCUCACCAAGGAGCACUAACAACGGUAGCGCGAGCACCGAGGAUAAACCAUCUACCGAGGUUCCUCGCGAAUCUACCUUGGAAACGAGUAACGAAACGACCAAGGAAGCGGAUAAUUCGUCGAGACAAACGCCUAAUCGCGAAGCAGCCAGUCCCAGAGUAUCAUCCACGGCUUCUCCGUCUCCACCACCGGGAGAUACCAACACAAAUACGAGUAACGAGACCGCUAGCAGUCGUAACGACAACGUGAACGCUGGUUCGAAUGGAAUCGACAACGAUCUACCAGCACCAAGUCCGACGAAAAGUAACAAUAUGGGUGCUGAAGUGUCGAGUAGCAAGUCACCUGCUAGUCCAGACUCUAGCUCGGUAACGAUCGACACUCUUACCGGUAAAAGUUGCUCUACGGUCGAACAAGGCUUCCCUUCGCCUUCUCAAACGUCGGACGCGUUAAAGUCUUCGGAGCAUUCGACCGAAGCUGAUAACAACGUUGCCGAAGACUCGACGAACGAUAACGAGAAGAAAGGUACGUUUAAACAACCCGAUACGAAACAGCUGACUUCGGAAAUGUUUCAGAAGAGAUUGUUGGCUGCGUUUCCAUCUAACGAAUGGGCGAACAAUCCGAUAGCUGCAGAGCAUUUGGGCAAUUUUUUGAAAAGCUUGAACGCGUCGAUUAAGUCGGACAACAAGGUGGAGAGUAUCGGAACGGAGAAGGUUGAAAGUGAAGUAGCGUGUAACAAGGACGCAACGCGAUUAAAUAACGAGGCCUCGUCUAAAUCACGGACAGACGUCGCCGAGUCGUCAUAAUUUACGAGAAUUACUUAUGAGAAGGGAACGAAGAAUAAGAAGCUGUAUCACUGCCAGAUUACCAAUGUAACGUUAUCGAAUGACUUUUAACGUGGAUACGUGUACCGAUUUCUAAGUAUUUAAGAUGCUUUAAGACCUUUAUAUAGUACGAUACAGGGAAGAAGCACAGCAAGCACGCUGGAAAUAUUAUUUUUUCAAAUUUUUUAAC
Molecule: messenger RNA, 4327 nt
Organism: Habropoda laboriosa
Lineage: Eukaryota; Metazoa; Arthropoda; Insecta; Hymenoptera; Apidae
Product: polycomb group protein Psc-like
Exons: 5
Coding region: 1-4119 (1372 amino acids)
Biological process (GO): negative regulation of transcription by RNA polymerase II
Cellular component (GO): PRC1 complex
Molecular function (GO): promoter-specific chromatin binding
Source: RefSeq, a predicted model, not a curated record